Staurois parvus is the source of this 369-nucleotide messenger RNA. The record is from the annotation of a GenBank genome assembly. NCBI's taxonomy places the organism in Eukaryota, Metazoa, Chordata, Amphibia, Anura, Ranidae.
AAACGUUACUUAGGGACACAGAAACGUUACUUAGGGACACAGAAACGUUACUCAGGGACACAGAAACGUUACUCAGGGCCACAGAAACGUUACUUAGGGACACAGAAAUGUUACUCAGGGCCACAGAAUCGUUACUUAGGGCCACAGAAACGUUACUCGGGGACACAGAAACGUUACUCAGGGCCACAGAAUCGUUACUUAGGGCCACAGAAUCGUUACUUAGGGACACAGAAACGUUACUUAGGGACACAGAAUUGUUACUCAGGGACAGACACUGAAUUGUUACUCAGGGACAGACACAGAAUUGUUACUGAGGGACACAGAAUUGUUACUGAGGGACAACACAGAAUUGUUACUCAGGGACAGACA